AUGACAGCAACAGUUUGCCAUUGUGGAAAGCCCUUAAGCAAAAAAGUAAGGCAGCUUCUCGAGAAUGAGCUGCGUCCUCCAGGCUCCCAUCUUCAGGCAAAUGCAUCAGUCAUCUACGAGGAGGAAGAAGAAGAACCUGAAAGAACAGAAGAGCUUCCUCUGCACUUUGUACAGCGGAGACUGGACUAUGUGACACGGAGGAAUGCUCGGGCUGAAGAAAAGAGUUUGCGUGACAGAUGUUCCAGUCCGCUGACACAGCUACCUGAUAAGACUGGAUCUACUGACGACCUUAAUCUGCAGACCACACGGUUCAUGAUGUCUGCAGAGAGCUUGUUAGACAUGCUGCAGGCUGUGCCCACUGCUAGCACACCUGUCUGUCCUCCAGAAGCGUCUCCAAGAAGAAGAUCUGCGAGGAGGCGCAGCAGCACUGUAGCCGGCAUGCCGUUACUUACUGCGAGCAUGUUCAACCGGAGAAGGUCCGAGAAGGUCCCACAAAUGAGUCCCACGAGGCCAGGUCCUUCCAGGUCCCCACAGCACCCGAGCAUCCCCGGUGACGGGUCAAGCAGGACGAGAACCUCUCCAGGCGUUGAACGGCCAUCGUCACGUCAGGAUUCUCGGGACAAUCCUCAUGGUGCAUGGCUCGAGUCCUCUGUGGGCCGGAUGAGACGACGGGCAUCCCAGGCUGUUUCUUACAAGGAACCCAAAAUAAACUCGAAACUUCGGCGGCCCUGACCACAAUUGACCGUUGGCACCAAGGGACAAGUUAGUUCAUGCAGAUACUGUGUGUAAAUAAUGCGGAAAAUUUUAGAGUAAUUUUAAUAUGUUUAUUAUCGAUUCACUAUAUUUGUUGCAUCAAGGAACAAGUCAGUUCUUGUAGAUACCAUGUGUAAAUAAUUUCAGCAUUUUAGUUGUCAGUGUUUAAUAUUGAUUCACCAUUGUCAGUUCAUGUGAUACCAUGCGUAAAUAAUUCAGCCAGUUUUAAAGCAAUUUUAACACGUUUGAUGUUCACUCACCAUACUCUUGCAUCACACAACAUGUCGGUUCAUGUCGAUACUGUCUGGAAAUAGUCCAGCAAAUUUGAGAUUACAUUUAAAGUUUUUAAUAUUCAUUCACCCAUUCAUUUGUUCAUUUUAGAGUUCUUUCAAUCCACUUUCUUUUUAGGCUUUUCAAGCUGCAAGAUCUCUGCCACAUAAUUUGUCAUUUUCUCUUCGUGUAGUCCCAUGCAAGUUUAAUACAUACACUCGGUCUCAUAACAUGUCAUUUUUACCUUUACGGUGCAAAGUGUGUGCCACGGAAUUUGAAUGGGUAAAUGGUGUCAUUUUCUUCACAUUGUAAUGACUCUUUGGAUAGUCCCAUUCAAAUGCAUUAUGUUCAGCCACAUAGCACACGGUUACGUGGAAGCCAGUUUCACUCUCACGAAUACAUUCAACAUGAAAGAAGGACACGUCCAAAAUGAGAAUAAUUUAUGCAGGGCCGGCUUUAGGGCGAUUUGACCGAA
Ornithodoros turicata is the source of this 1498-nucleotide messenger RNA. RefSeq lists its product as uncharacterized. NCBI's taxonomy places the organism in Eukaryota, Metazoa, Arthropoda, Arachnida, Ixodida, Argasidae. Gene Ontology annotation, cellular component: chromosome, centromeric region; nucleus. The record is from RefSeq and is a predicted model, not a curated record. The coding region runs from base 1 to 732 and encodes 243 amino acids. Gene Ontology annotation, biological process: meiotic chromosome segregation. The transcript has 6 exons.